Pochonia chlamydosporia 170 is the source of this 2007-nucleotide messenger RNA. RefSeq names its product FAD binding domain-containing protein. The transcript has 4 exons. Gene Ontology annotation, molecular function: FAD binding. The record is from RefSeq and is a predicted model, not a curated record. The coding region runs from base 1 to 2007 and encodes 668 amino acids. NCBI's taxonomy places the organism in Eukaryota, Fungi, Ascomycota, Sordariomycetes, Hypocreales, Clavicipitaceae.
AUGCCCGUCUUCCAAGAAACGUCAAACGCUGCGAGAGAUCUUAGAAUCUUGCCAUCUCGUGCUCCUCCAUUACCUAGACUUUCUCCUGAACCGGCGCACUCAGAAACCUCGGAGGAUAAUCGCGAGGUUGUUGUCAUUGGUGCUGGACCGAGCGGACUUUUUCUCACAUUGUUAUUAGCCAGAUAUGGCGUCGCAAAUUCUUCUCUCCUCUGCCUCGAUUCCAAGCCGGGGACUUUAAAGGCUGGCCAAGCAGAUGGACUUCAACCUCGUACUCUAGAGGUGCUCCAAAGCCUUGGAAUAGCGGACGAAAUCAUAAGCGAUGGUUGCCAUAUGGAAGAAGUUGCAUUCUGGAAUCCCGUGCACUCUAAUCGACAAACAAACGGCAAUGGGGUUCAUACAGAGAAAGGCAUUGAGCGCACCAGCGUUGUUCCCGAUGUCAAUGUUCCAGCUCGCUACCCUUUCGAAGUCACAAUCCACCAGGGACGUAUUGAGCGGAUCCUCCAAGAGAAUCUUGAAGUUUAUGCACCAAAGGAUACAAUCCGAAGAUCGCAUCGCUUUCUUGAGCAUACGGUCGACGAUGCUCAUCCCGAUUUCCCAAUUCUAGUCAAGUACGAAUACGAUCUCCCGGAUGGUACAACACAGCAGGGCACAGUUCGAACAAAGUACCUUGUAGGAGCGGAUGGUGCUCGCUCGCUGGUGCGGAAGUGCAUGGGUCUCGAACUCGAGGGCGAGACAAGCGAUCAUAUCUGGGGCGUUUGCGACUUUGUCGUAGACACUGACUUUCCGGAUAUUCGCAAGCGUUGUGCGGUUCACUCGGAUGCUGGAUCGGUGAUGGUGAUACCCAGAGAACGAAUUGCGUCUGGUGAUUAUCUUACCCGACUCUACGUCCAAGUACCUGGCGAGGUUGCUAGAGAUGUAGAUUCCGAAACAGACAAGAAAACAGCGGACAAAAAGAGGCGCGGCGCCGUCACGCUGGAGUACAUCUUCGAACAAGCCCAGGCGGUAUUCGCACCAUAUAACAUCAAGAUCAAAGAAGGCACCCAGCCAGAUUGGUGGGCUGCGUAUCAGAUCGGGCAGCGCAUGACGCCCAAGUUCUCUGCCAGAACUAGCGACGGCGUGGACAGAGUAUUCAUCGUCGGAGAUGCAUGCCACACGCAUAGUCCGAAAGCUGGGCAAGGCAUGAACGUGUCCAUGAUGGAUUCGUACAAUCUGGCUUGGAAACUUGUCCACAGCCUGCACGGACUUACACCACAACGGCCUUUGGGAACUGCGGAUCCUGUUCUCGAAACCUUUGAGCAGGAGCGGGUGGAUGUAGCUCGUCGACUCAUCGAAUUUGACACACAGUUUUCGCACAUGUUUUCCGGUCAGAUGGGAGAAGCAGAUGCUGAAGCCGCUGGCUUGACACACGAGGAGUUUCUUCGCGUGUUUAAUGAGGGGAGCGACUUUACCAGUGGUUGCGGCAUUCACUAUAAGAAUAACAGACUUAUACGAACACCACUUGAGUCUUACAUCGGUGAAGUUACGCAGGGAGAUCCGCUUCGUGGUCCGUUGAUCCCGGGCAGGAGACUGCUCAAUGUCGAGGUGAAGCGCUAUGCUGACGGCAACACUCGUCAACUUCAAGAUGAAAUGCCGUCCACUGGUCGCUACCACGUUCUGCUGGUGGCGAGCAACGACUUACUCGACAAAUCCGGUUCUUCUCAAUCAGCGAUCGUAUCAUCCAUGGAGAUCAUCCAGAAAUUCCCAGCAGGAGUCGUUAACCCGAUCAUUCUCCAUCCGCUGAAGGAGCGAUUUGAGUGGAGCGAUUUACCUUCAUGUGUAAAGACAUUUGCGGAGAUGCGCACAUAUGGAUUGGCGAAGCAGGAGGAUGCGUAUGAGAUUUUUGGCGUGCCCAAAGAUGAGGGACUCAUUGCUGUAAUUAGGCCAGACGGUUAUGUUGGCAUGUUGGCAGCUUUGACGGGAUCAAAGUUGUUGGAUGCGUAUUUCCGGGGUUGCUUGGUUAGCAUUUGA